UUAAUUGCUGCCAUUAAGUUGAAGAUACAGCAAAUUUGAUUGUGUUUAAUUAUUUGAUGACGUGGCAAUUUCUGAUUGGAGGGACAGCCAAUAGGAAGGCAUUUUGAGACAGCAGAUCUCGCCUCCAGUCACACGCCUCCCCCCCCCCCCCCCACACACAAAACAAAGAAGAGUUUUCUGCCGACUGUUGGUUGCAAAAUUCGCAAGCAAGAAAACGAAAGUAGCCUCCAAUUUCAUUCCGAGCAUCAAUGGCACUCAAUCUCCGGCAAAGACAAACCGAGUGCAUAACUCGGAUGUUGAAUUUGAACCAACCGGUGAAUUCGAGUGGGACGGCCAACGAAGAAGUGUACAAGAUCUUGAUCUACGACAGGUUCUGUCAAGAUAUUCUGUCUCCUCUGAUCCAUGUCAAGGACCUUCGCAAGCACGGCGUAACCCUAUACUUCCUGGUUGACAAGGACCGCAAGCCUGUCCACGACGUCCCGGCAGUGUAUUUUGUCCAGCCGACCCAAAUCAACGUCCAGCGUAUCGUCGCCGACGCCUCCAGAUCCCUCUACGACUCCUUCCACCUUAAUUUCUCGUCCUCGAUCCCUCGGCCGCUGCUCGAAGAUCUCGCUUCGGGGACUCUCAAUUCCGACUCCACUCAGCGGAUUUCCAAGGUACACGAUCAGUACUUGGAGUUUGUAACCCUAGAGGAUAACUUGUUUUCACUGUCCAAUAAACCUUGUUAUGUUCAAUUAAAUGAUCCAUCGGCCGGAGACCGUGAAAUUGAGGACAUUGUUGAGAAAAUUGUCAGUGGGUUGUUCUGUGUGCUGGCCACACUUGCUGUGGUUCCUAUUAUCAGGUGCCCUCGGGGUGGGCCUGCAGAAAUGGUUGCUUCAUUGCUGGAUCAGCGAUUGCGUGACCAUUUACUGGCGAAGAAUAAUUUGUUUUCAGAAGGUGGGAAUUUUGCAAGUUCUUUUCAGAGGCCCAUUCUAUGUAUAUUUGAUAGGAAUUUUGAAUUGUCAGUUGCAAUACAGCACGAUUUUAGGUAUAGGCCGCUUGUUCAUGAUGUGCUAGGUUUGAAGCUGAAUAGAUUGAGUGUGCAAGGAGAGAAGGGUGGGAUGAAAUCUUAUGAACUGGAUAGGUCAGAUCCGUUUUGGGUGGCAAAUGGAUACUUGGAAUUUCCUGAAGUAGCUGUGGAGAUUGAGACUCAAUUGAACAAAUAUAAGAAGGAUGUCGAUGAGGUCAACAGGAGAACUGGCGGAAAUGAGGGGGCUGAGUUUGAUGGGACAGACUUGAUUGGCAACACCAAGCAUUUGAUGAAUGCUGUUAAUUCUCUGCCUGAGUUGACUGAGCGGAAGCAGGUGAUUGAUAAGCAUACUAACAUUGCCACUGUUUUGUUGGGUGAGAUCAAGGAGAGGUCACUUGAUUCUUUUGCCAAGAAGGAGAGUGACAUGAUGGUUAGAGGUGGCAUCGAUAGGAAUGAGCUUCUCAGUGUGCUAAAGGGUAAAGGAACGAAGUUAGAUAAGCUGCGGUUUGCAAUCAUGUAUCUUAUUUCUUCUGAAAGCAUUCCUCAAUCCGAAGUGGAAAUGGUUGAAUCAGCUCUGAGGGAGUCUGAAGUUGAUACCAGCGCAUUUCAGUAUGUUAAAAAGAUCAAGUCACUGAAUGUUUCAUUGGCUUCUGCAAAUUCAGCUAGUAGGAGUAACAUCGUGGAUUGGGCUGAGAAGCUCUAUGGGCAGUCAAUUAGUGCUGUCACUGCUGGUAUGAAGAAUCUAUUAUCUAGUGAUCAUCAAUUGGCACUGACAAGGACAGUUGAAGUCUUGAUGGAAGGUAAACCAAAUCCUGAAAUUGAUUCUUAUCUCAUAUUUGAUCCUCGUGCUCCAAAGUCAAGCUCUGGCACAAGUAGUAGCCAUCUGAAAGGACCAUUUAAAGAAGCUAUUGUUUUUAUGAUUGGUGGUGGCAAUUAUGUGGAGUAUGGGAGCUUGCAGGAGCUUGCCCACCAUCAGCAGCCAGCCAAACAUGUAAUAUAUGGAACAACAGAAAUUCUGACUGGCAGUGAGUUUGUUGAGCAGCUUGCACUUCUGGGAAAGAAGAUGGGAUUAGGCAGCAGUGGUGCUCCAUCAGCCCAUUAAGAUGACAUGUUAUAUUUUAGUUCAAAACAUACUGUUUUUUGGUCAGUACGUGCAAAAAGAAUGUGCUCUGUAACACAUCAUGCAAUGCGGUCAUUGUACACUUGAAGCUGUUGAAAUGGAAGCAAUGGAGAGGAACUAUCGCCAUAUAAUUCCUCAUGACUUCAAGCGCAAAUGAUGGUACUUAGUAAUGACGAAUACUGAUCUUUAAGGGAAGUGGUAGAUUUCUACGCUUAUGGUUUCCAUCUUUUUUGCUGUUUUUUGGCAUUCAUAGAAUGAUUCUUAAUAUUUCCCCCAUCUCAUACAUAAGAUUUUGUGGAAUGUCUA
Molecule: messenger RNA, 2435 nt
Organism: Diospyros lotus (date-plum)
Lineage: Eukaryota; Viridiplantae; Streptophyta; Magnoliopsida; Ericales; Ebenaceae
Product: SEC1 family transport protein SLY1-like
Exons: 2
Coding region: 249-2111 (620 amino acids)
Biological process (GO): intracellular protein transport; endoplasmic reticulum to Golgi vesicle-mediated transport
Cellular component (GO): cytosol; Golgi membrane
Molecular function (GO): syntaxin binding
Source: RefSeq, a predicted model, not a curated record